CGUGCUGCCUUAGGACCAAAUGUUACCAAAAUUACUCUAGAAUGUUUUAUUGCAUGGAAGAGAAGAAAAAGACAAGAAAAAAUUGAUAAGGCUGAACAAGAUAUGGAGAGGAGGAAAGCUGAUUUUAAAGCUGGCAAAGCAUUGGUGAUUAGUGGACGUGAAGUAUUUGAAUUCCGACCAGAGCUGGUUGAUGCAGAUGAUGAAGAAGCAGAUGACACCCAUUAUAUUCAAGGAACAGGAGAAGAUGAUGAGAUGGAAGACCCCAUGUGCAUAAAUGAUGUGGAUUUGAACCUCUAUGUCCCAAAGGCUGUAGAUGAGACUGGUAUUACUGUGGCUAGUCCUGAGCGAUUCAGCACAUACAGUUCAGUAGAAAAAGAUGAGAAUAAAUUAAGUGAAGCUUCUGGUGGCGAUAUAAACAGCUGUGAGCAAAACGAUUUAGAGGAAGAUAAUGAUGGAGAUGGGGAGUUGGAAAAUGGAGCAAUUGAUGCAGUUCCCGUUGAUGAAAACCUUUUUACUGGAGAGGACUUGGAUGAACUAGAAGAAGAACUAAACACUCUUGAUCUAGAAGAAUGAAUUAAAAAGCUUAAGUGAGGAAUUUCUGUGACAAAAUG
Mesitornis unicolor (brown roatelo) is the source of this 611-nucleotide messenger RNA. RefSeq names its product zinc finger CCCH domain-containing protein 15-like. The record is from RefSeq and is a predicted model, not a curated record. Lineage: Eukaryota; Metazoa; Chordata; Aves; Mesitornithiformes; Mesitornithidae. The annotation marks the transcript as partial. Gene Ontology annotation, cellular component: cytosol. Gene Ontology annotation, molecular function: mRNA binding. Gene Ontology annotation, biological process: cytoplasmic translation. The transcript has 4 exons.